UGGAGAAGUUAUACUCCGUAGUCGGAGAAAUUAAAAUCAGUUCCCAUUCUGUCAGCCCUCUAAAAUGCGAGCAUUCAGUAUGGAUUGUUGGUAGAAUGAUGUAUGAGUUCGCACGAAACCAGUUUAUCAACUUCCACGGCCUUCAGGGUUCUCGGCUUAAUUUUGAGCAGUCAAUCCAUGAUCAAAAGUUUACCCGGUCAACUUUGAUGUCCAUUUUAUCUCCUAUGUUCUUUUACACCCCAGAUGUCCACAGAACAGCGCUUCAUAAGAUCUUUGUAGACAACAUCGCAAGUUCUUUCACAUGGAACAAGUUCGUAGAUAAAGUUAAUAGUGAGCUGCAAGAGCAGAAUUUGUUGGCAACUGUGUUGCUCAAUGCCAACGUGGGCUUCUUAGCUAUCCAAACCGUCGACAAUGGCAGCAACAUCGGUACCAACAAUGAUGUCACCAGGUCACCCACACAGGUUGCUAGUUAUUUGUCGCUUGUUGCCAGUGCUGGGAGUAUCAUCCUUGGCUUGGUACUCCUUCGUCACAAUCGUACAAAAGCGCGCGAGACUGCCGAGGAAGCCGCAAAAUUUCUGCACAACAUGGGUCACAAAAAGUAUGGCCAGGAGGCGCUUGCCCUGAUCUACAGUCUUCCCUAUGCCUUGCUUAUGUGGGGGAUGCUUCUUUUCCUUGCUGCAUUUCUGAUAGAGUGCUACUACCCUAGAGCUCUUGCCCCCAGCCUAAUUGUAGGAGUAGCUUCACUGGCGGUAUUUGCACUCACGUCUGGGUGCAUUUACGUUUUGAAUACUGAACAAAAUGGACGACAAAAGUGGUGGUUGAAGAAAAUACUUGCUACCAGGCAAGAACCAGAAGCAGUGGUCGAGCUGCAACCUGCAAAUUCUGCUCAAGGGCCGCCUGCCAUAGUUCUACGACAAGCUACCCUGCGGCCAGACAUUGAUAAUUCAGCGAAUGGACCCUCGCAAGUUUAGGCUGGUUUGAGGAUGGGCUGGGUGUUGUAAGACGAAUCUAUGGUUGUUGAAUAAUGAUAUUUCACUGUAUCGUUAGCUACCUGACUGUAUCAUAGGCCAAUAAUGGGUUAUGGAUAAUACUUAUCUGCGACCUGGUGUUUUCUGGAUACGACAUACAGUAAAGUAUAGUUCCAUCGUCGUCC
This is a messenger RNA of Serpula lacrymans var. lacrymans S7.9, 1153 nucleotides long. RefSeq lists its product as uncharacterized. Lineage: Eukaryota; Fungi; Basidiomycota; Agaricomycetes; Boletales; Serpulaceae. The record is from RefSeq and is a predicted model, not a curated record. Bases 96 to 971 code for a protein of 291 amino acids. The transcript has 8 exons.